This is a messenger RNA of Sarcophilus harrisii (Tasmanian devil), 1821 nucleotides long. It is a transcript of the gene KTI12, whose product is annotated as KTI12 chromatin associated homolog. The transcript has a single exon. The record is from RefSeq and is a predicted model, not a curated record. Lineage: Eukaryota; Metazoa; Chordata; Mammalia; Dasyuromorphia; Dasyuridae. The coding region runs from base 536 to 1606 and encodes 356 amino acids.
CCAGGCUGGGGCUGGCCCAGGGCUCCCUCCUGUUCCUUGGUUUGGUAGUGGGAGGAAAGGGGGGCAGGCUGUGCGGCUCCAAGGUCGUCUGUAAAAGGGGCUCAGAGCCCCCCUGGGUGGAGGAGCGUUGGCUGAUGUACUCCACCCCCUAAGGAGAGGGCAGCUUAAAGGGGGGCCCAGAUGUUUGAGCCCCCCACAGUCACCAAGAAUUAGUGGUUUGGGGGACAGAGCUCCAGAUUGUGGUGAGGACAGAGUGGGUUUAUAGACGCCGAGGCCAGGGCUCCCUAAAUUGUAGCCUCCACGUCAGGCGGGAUGGAGUCCCCUUUUGAUCUGCCCGCCUUUGUGCCCUUCUGACCCCUUUUUGCUCACGUGAGAGGCACGUGACUGUCUUGUCCCCUCCCCCUCCUGCUACCAUAGCAACCGGGUCUUGGCCAGUUUCCUGUCUUUCUUCCGCCCGUCCUCCUGAGUGGUGCCCUGAUUGGCUGGGGCAUAGGACGGAAGUGUAGUCCGCCCCGGAAGUGGUUCUCGGAUAAUCAUGCCGCUGGUGGUGCUGUGCGGGCUGCCGGACAGCGGCCGGAGUCGGCGAGCCGACGAGCUCCGGAGGGCGUUGGAGGCUGAGGGUCGGCCCGUGACUGUCGUGCGCGAUGCCGACGUGCUCGGGCCCGGUGGGCCGGAGGCUCUGUGCGAGGCCUACUCGGACCCGGCCCGCGAGAAGGCUCUGCGCGCGGCUCUCAAAGCCUCGGUGGAGCGCGACCUGGGCCGCCGGGCUGUGGUCCUCCUCGACUCGCUCAAUUACAUCAAAGGCUUCCGCUACGAGCUCUACUGCCUGGCCCGCGCGGCGCGCACCCCGCUCUGCCUGCUCUACUGCCUGAAGCCCCGGCCGCGGGCGCCGGGCGGCGGGGAAGACUGCCCGCGGGAGGCCGGGGCCGCGGCCAGCAGCUGGAGACCCAAGGCCGCCACCUCGCGGCCGGAGCCGGGGCUGCCAGCGGGGGGCGCCCCAGAGGAUCGCGACCCCCAGUGGAGAGGUUCGGAGGAAGAUCCCGAAUCAAGGCUAGAGGGAGCCCCGAGUUCAAGGGGACAGAACCCUGGGAGCCCGGGGACACCGGGGGACGGAGCGGCAGGGGAGCUGGAGCCAGAGCCGGACCUCGGCUUCCCCCCGGAGCUCGUGGACGCCCUGGCCCAGCGCUUCGAGGCCCCGGACUCCCGCAAUCGCUGGGACCGGCCCCUGUUCACGGUGCUGGGGCUCGAGGAGCCUCUGCCCCUGGCCCAGAUCCGGGCGGCCCUCUUCGAGAGCCAGGUGCUGGCCCCGCAUCAGGCCACGCAGUCCCAGCCGCUGGCUUCCACCAACUUCCUGCACCAGCUGGAUCAGGUCACCAGCCAGGUCCUGACAGCACUGAUGGAGGCCCAGAAGAGCGCGGUGCCCGGGGACCUGCUGUCGCUGCCCGGGACCACGGAGCGGCUGCGCUUCAGCCGCCCGCUGUCCAUGGCCGAGCUGAGCCGGCUCCGGCGCCAGUUCAUCUCGUACACCAAGCUGCACCCCAGCCAGGAGAACCUGCCGCAGCUGGCCAACAUGUUCCUGCAGUACCUGGGCCAGAGCUUGCACUGAGCUCGGGGCGCCUCUGUCCUCGCCCGGGUGCCGGCCAGUUUGCGCUCUGGGACAAGUUCUGGGAUGCAUGCUCUUCCAGAGAGAACACUUGUCUUCUUUCUGGAAGUGGUGAGAUUUGUGGACCCUGAACUCCCCUUCUCAGGCUGGAGGCAAUUAGAGAGAAAACCCCAAACGAACAAGAACCUGUAAAACAAGAGAAUUGUGUUUUCCUGUCU